Molecule: messenger RNA, 1108 nt
Organism: Effrenium voratum
Lineage: Eukaryota; Dinophyceae; Suessiales; Symbiodiniaceae
Source: the annotation of a GenBank genome assembly
GGGUUUUCCCGCGUUUCGUCUGGGCGACUUAUUUGCGCGCCGGACCUGAACUCGAUGGAUGGCGGAGAGCUUCUCGUUGGCGAGCUUUCUGCAGGCGGCGCGGCCCGACUGGAAGGAUUCGCAGCUGGCUGCGGUGGAAGAGAAGUUGGAGAAGGUGGGGGUGACGGACGUCCUCGAAUUGGUGCGCUCGCUUAGAGGUCGAUCCGACCAGCGGCUGAACAACCGGCUGAAGGCGGUGGGCGAGAAGUGCUUCACCUCGGAAACGCUGAGCGCGUUAAGACGUCAGGUCAGGGCGGAGCCCACGUUACGGGGCGCCGAGAAGCGGGCGGCCAAUGCCAGGCUGCUGGCUGCGAGCUCCGCGGAGUUCGACGACGAUGACGACGAGAACGAGGACGCCGAGGCGGCGCCGCUGCUGGCGGCGCCCCGGUGGAAUCCGGCGGCGGCCGCACAUGCGAGGCGUGAGGCGGCGAAGGUUGAGGCCUGUGCCGCAGGACCUUCGGCGCCGCUGCCCACGUCCAAAGCUGACAUGGUGGAGGAGUUGGAGAAGCUGGGCCUCGAGGCUUCCGCCGCGCCGGCGCACGCGCUGCGCGCGGCGCUGCAGGAGGUGCGGCGCCUGCGAGCGCUGCCGGCGCCGGAGCUGCAGGCGGCGGCGGAGGCGCAGGGACUUCAGGGUGCCAGCGAGGAGCUCCUGAGGCAGAUGCUGGAGACCUCCUUCCCCGACCUGCGGCGGGAGGUGUCCCCUGAGGAGGAGUGCAGCUUCCAGAUCCUCACUCCGAGCCCAGAGCCUUUGUCGCUGUCCACGCUCUUCCUGAACUCCGAGGCGGAUUUGCUGAUGCAAUGCAAAGCCCGAAACCUGCGCGUGGAGGGCAUGGAGUCAAGGGGCAAGGGCUUUCUGGCAGUGCUCCUGAAGAUGGAGAGCCGCAGGGAGUACCUGCAGAGUGUGAGAGAGGCUCCGCUCAGCCCCCCGGCGCCGGGCGUCGCUUCCGGCGCGCUGGUUUGAGCUGGGCGCGCGCGGCGCGCGCGCCUGGGGUUUUAAAGUUAGCUAGGUGAAAGCGGAUGGCGCGAUCUGUUACCCGCGCGGGUGCGCCUCCAAAUGGCCGGCUUCUGC